CCGUCGAGAGCGCGAGCAACCCACACCCACGCCGCCCCGCUGUCUCCGCCGGUCCGCCCCCUCUGCCUCUGCCUCUGCCUCUGCGCCUCCCCCGUCCCCGAAUCGCGUCGGCCCGUCUCCUCGUGUCGCGAAACCCUCGGCCAUGGCGGAGGCGCCCGAGACCGCCGCUCCCACCCCGCCCCCGUCGCCGCCAGCGCCGGUGACUUCGUCCCCGCCUCCCAAGUCGGGGAUCCCGCCGCGGUACGACCUGGACGCCAAGUGGGACGCGUGCCUCGACCUCUCCAUCCGCCGCGUCGCCUACUCCUCCCUCGCUGGCGCCUUCGCGGGUCUCCUCCUCUUCCGUAGCCCUACUACUCGCUGGGCAUCAGUUGCCCUUGGAGCUGGUGUGGGGAUAGGAGCUGCAUACACUGAAUGCUCAUACUUAUUCAAUGGUGCUCCUCCAAAGUGGUCACCCAAAGUCUCAACUAUUCCUUCUGCUCACUCUGAAGGAGGAGACAAGUAAACCCUUACCGAAGGAUUGGUCCAUCUCGGUGGAGUUUUGGAGUGUGUGAAGUACUUGGUGGUUUCCUGCUGGAUAUUACGCUACCUGUGGCCAUAGUAUGUCAUUAAAGUUAGAUUUGCCUCACUUGAGAGUUUUGUUGCAAACCUAUUCCAAUUGUGGUCUGAAUGUCUGAUGACCCACCCUUGGCAAAGAGCUUUUGCAAGCUGACGUUGAAACGGUGGCUUGGUGACCGGUAAUAAAUUUUUCAUCAUGUGAACUUGUUUGCAGAAUGCUUUGUGCCUUACAUGAGUAUAUACAUUUACACAUUGCACGACCCUUUUCUGGGGCUAUUGUUGCCUAA
Sorghum bicolor (sorghum) is the source of this 842-nucleotide messenger RNA. RefSeq lists its product as uncharacterized. The record is from RefSeq and is a predicted model, not a curated record. Gene Ontology annotation, cellular component: MICOS complex; mitochondrial inner membrane; mitochondrion. Bases 143 to 502 code for a protein of 119 amino acids. NCBI's taxonomy places the organism in Eukaryota, Viridiplantae, Streptophyta, Magnoliopsida, Poales, Poaceae. The transcript is spliced from 3 exons.